Messenger RNA from Komagataella phaffii GS115, 1230 nucleotides. RefSeq lists its product as uncharacterized. The coding region runs from base 1 to 1230 and encodes 409 amino acids. The transcript has a single exon. Gene Ontology annotation, cellular component: Rpd3L-Expanded complex; Rpd3L complex; cytoplasm. Lineage: Eukaryota; Fungi; Ascomycota; Pichiomycetes; Pichiales; Pichiaceae. Gene Ontology annotation, molecular function: histone binding. The record is from RefSeq and is a predicted model, not a curated record. Gene Ontology annotation, biological process: regulation of gene expression.
AUGGCCGAAGAAGUUGACCCCGUUAGUCUGGGUGACCAGACGAUUCUCCGCUAUAAAAUAUGGAAGAAGAACUCUCCAUACUUGUAUGAUUAUUUCCAAAGCAAGUCUCUGCUGUGGCCCUCUUUAUCUGUUGAGUUUUUGCCAGACAUUGAACGAAAUGACGAAGAUGAGUUCGAUUACCAAAGGCUUAUUUUUGGAACAUUUACGUCGGGAGCCAGCAAUGAGUUUUUGAACUUUGGGAUGUUUAGUAGACACAACGAAGUCUCUUUGAGAGAGUCACUGAGGAACUCUCUGGACAAUUUUGACAGCGUCAAAGGAGAAAUAUCACCACUAGUAUUACCAUCUUCCAAAGACUCCAAAAACUCUAAUCGCAGCUGCGAAAAGUUGAGCAUCAUCCAACGAAUAGCACAUAAUGGAGAAGUUAAUAAAUGCAAAUAUCUUCCUCAAAAUCCCGACAUCAUAGCGACAAUUAAUAAUUAUGGGAGUGUUUCGAUUUUUGAUCGAACAAAACAUCCUUCUCAACCACUAAGCGGCACAAUUAAACCAGAUAUUUACUGUACAUAUCAUAAGGAUGAAGGUUCCUGUUUGAGUUGGAAUCCUAGCGUUGAAGGGGAACUGUUGUCAGGCUCAAUGGACGGAACGGUUGUAUUAUGGGAUAUCAAAAAGUACACGAGGGACAAAGAUUCUCUUGAUCCAUACAAGAUAUUCAUUGCUCAUGACAAUGGCUGCAAUGACCUUAAAUUCAUCCCUAGACACACAUCAAUUUUUGGUUCUGUUGGAGAAGAUGGCUUUUUUAAACUUUGGGAUACCAGACAGGGACUGGAUCCCGUUAAGUCAACACGACUUCAUCAAACGGGCAUCAACUCACUAUCAUUCAGUGACCAGGUGCCAUUCACUCUUGCAACAGGUGACGCGGAAGGUCAGAUUAAACUCUUGGAUCUUAGAAAUUUAGAAAACACUAUACAAGAUAUUAAGGCCCAUGAGGAAUCCAUAUCAACACUUGAAUGGAACCCUCAUAACUCUCUCCUAGGUUCAUGCUCUAUGGAUAAAACGGUCAAGAUUUGGGAUUUUGGUGACAAUGAGCAACCGCUAAAGUUCACUCACGGUGGGCAUAUGUUCGGAGUCAACGACAUCUCGUGGAAUCCAUGGGAUGAAACAAUGAUAUCAAGUGUCGGCGAAGAUAAUUCUCUACAUAUUUGGAAACCAUCUAAAAGUAUUAUAGGUGUCUAA